AUGGAACUGAACCGAGAACAUUUUCGCGCCAUAAUUUAUUACAACUUUCAAAGAAAAUCAUCGCAACCAGAAUACCUUGCUGAGUUACUGCCUGUUUUCGGCAACAAAGCGCCUCAUCAGUCGACAAUUUCCCGUUGGUAUGGAGAACUCAAACCUGGACGGGUGAGUCUUAGCGACGAUCCCAGGGUGGGUGUACCAAAAACGGCAGUCACCCAGGAAAACGUCGAUGCUGUGCGCAAACUCAUCAUUGAAGAUAGACAUGUGACAUAUCACCUCAAAGACCUCAAUUCAAAAAUUUUACAUGAAGAAUUAGGAGUAAGUAAAUUACUUUCUCGUUGGAUAGCCCACCUGCUGACUGAAGAGCAGAAAGCAGCCAGGGUCAAUUGGUGUCAAAAAACGCUUGACCGUUUCAAUUCCGGAAACUCAAAAAAUGUGUACAGCAUUGUUAGUGGUGACGAAUCGUGGAUUCACUGUUAUGAAUCAGAAAAUAAACGACAGUCGGCUGUUUGGGUGUUCCAAGGUGAAGAAAAGCCAACAAAAGUCAUCCGUUCUCGAAGUGUUUCGAAAAAGACGCUUCGAAAAAUCAACCCCGAAAGAAGAAUCAUCCUCCACCAAGACAAUACAAGCUCGCACACAGCCCAAAAAACAAGGCCGUAUUUAACGGAAGAAAACGUGGAAUUAUUGGACCAUCCUCCAUAUAGUCCCGAUCUAAGUCCUAACGAUUUCUUUACUUUCCCGAAAAUUAAAGACAGACUGCGUGGUCAAUGGUUCCAAUCACCAGAAGAAGCAGUUGACGCAUUAAAAAAUGCCGUUUUGGACCUGCCAGCAAACGGGUGGAAUAAGUGCUUCGAAAAUUGGUUCAAGCGCAUGCAGAUGUGUAUUAAUCUUCGUGGAGAAUACUUCGAAACACAAUAA
Molecule: messenger RNA, 915 nt
Organism: Acanthoscelides obtectus
Lineage: Eukaryota; Metazoa; Arthropoda; Insecta; Coleoptera; Chrysomelidae
Source: the annotation of a GenBank genome assembly